This is a messenger RNA of Aedes albopictus (Asian tiger mosquito), 639 nucleotides long. RefSeq lists its product as uncharacterized. The transcript has a single exon. Bases 1 to 639 code for a protein of 212 amino acids. The record is from RefSeq and is a predicted model, not a curated record. NCBI's taxonomy places the organism in Eukaryota, Metazoa, Arthropoda, Insecta, Diptera, Culicidae.
AUGACCAAAAAGAAGAUGCUACAACUCGAGCAGAAGCGCACCAACAUCCUAGCGGCGCUGGAUCGGUGCGAGGAAUUCUCCCAGAACUGCGAUGCUGAAAAGGACCACUAUGAAAUCACCCUUCGGAUCGAAAGCAUGGACAAAUUAUGGAGCUCGUUCGAGGAUGUGCAAUCUGACAUCGAAUGCCACGAUGAAUCCAUCCAGGGGGAACCUCAACAUAUGGCUACGCGCGAGAAAUUUGAAUCGAAGUUUUUCCGUGUAAAGGGCGUGCUGCUGUCGAAAAUACCGGAUACGCCGAACCCACAUAGCACGCAUCAGCAAUCUCAACCGAAUUCAUCGCAUCUAGCUGCAGUCAAAUUACCGACCAUCAACCUUCCUGAAUUCAGCGGGGACUACAACCAGUGGUUAACGUUCCAUGAUACAUUCAUCGCCUUAAUCCACUCUUCCACCGAACUUUCGACCGUGCAAAAAUUCCACUAUUUGCGGGCGGCGGUAAAAGGCGAGGCGGCUCAACUGAUCGAAUCGCUCACCAUCAGCUCCAUGAAUUAUGCUGUGGCAUGGCAGGUUUUGGUCGACCGGUAUUCGAACACCUAUUUGCUGAAAAAAACGCCACCUUCAGACGAUGUUGGAUCACCCUAA